AUGGCGUUCUUGUUCAAAUCCAAGAAGAACCAGGACCGCGCAUUGUCGAGUCGCGAUGGUAACUCUGGCUCGCAGGGAUCCAUUCAGAGUGCCGGUUCUCGCCUGACCCGCGACGAGAAGAAUGCCAUUGCACAAAGAGCGACUCCCACGGGGAGCCUGAGUUCAGUCGACGAGAAUGGUGUUGGGAGCCCGGAACAAGUUCGCCGGGGAGGAAGUUUAGAGCAGGCACAGCCAUCAUCAGAUCUGCCCCUUCGCAAUGGACCACCAGUCUCUAAUCCCAAUGCCUCUCUCUACCCAUGGUCGCAAAGGCGGCUAACAUAUACCCAAAACCAUCCAACCCCUUUUCCCCGAUAUGGCGCUGCUGUAAAUGCCACCGCGUCGAAAGAAGGAGACAUAUACAUGAUGGGCGGCCUGAUCAAUAGCUCAACUGUGAAGGGUGACCUAUGGUUGAUCGAGGCCGGAGGGAACCUCGCUUGUUAUCCUCUAGCGACCACUGCCGAGGGCCCAGGCCCAAGGGUUGGUCACUCCAGUUUACUUGUCGGCAAUGCUUUCAUUGUUUAUGGUGGUGAUACCAAAAUUGAAGAGUCCGACACUCUGGAUGAGACUCUGUACUUGCUGAAUACCUCCACGAGGCAUUGGUCCCGUGCCUUGCCGGCUGGCCCGAGGCCGUCUGGGCGAUAUGGUCAUUCGCUUAAUAUUCUUGGCUCCAAGAUUUACAUCUUUGGAGGCCAGGUCGAAGGCUAUUUCAUGAAUGACCUCUCCGCCUUUGACCUCAAUCAAUUGCAGUCACCAGCCAACAGGUGGGAGAUCCUCCUCCCAGGCGAUACCUCUCCCAAGGCGCCGGCUGCCCGCACGAACCACUCAGUGGUCACAUUCAACGACAAAAUGUACCUAUUUGGUGGAACAAACGGCUUCCAGUGGUUUAAUGACGUGUGGUGCUACGACCCUGCCGUCAACAAAUGGGCUCAGCUAGACUGCAUUGGCUACAUUCCUGCGCCUCGGGAGGGACAUGCUGCCGCUCUCGUGGACGAUGUCAUGUAUGUCUUUGGUGGUCGCACCGAGGAAGGGACCGAUUUAGGCGAUCUCGCGGCCUUCAGAAUUUCUUCGCGACGGUGGUAUACCUUCCAAAACAUGGGGCCAUCACCAUCAGCUCGAUCAGGGCACAGCAUGACGAAUGUGGGAAAAUCGAUCGUGGUCCUAGGUGGUGAACCGAGCUCAGCGACGACGACUAUCAAUGAUCUGGGCAUCAUGUAUGUUCUGGAUACGACUAAGAUUCGGUAUCCCAACGAUAGUCAGCAGGGCACUCAGAGGGUGACUCAAGGAACGCGGAGGCCAAGUGGGAGUGAAGCACCGAACGCCGCCGCCGCUCGACAGCUGCCCGCUUCCUCGAAUGCCCAAGAUCCACGGAAGUCAGGCCAUCCGUCCGUCACGGCCGCUGCUGCAACACCGACUACUCUUGCCAGCAACCCUCCCAAUGGGUACCACUCACCAGCGGGAGGCCCAGAGCUACAGAAUCCGGUCGCUCCAUCCGCCGCCGCCUUCAGUUCCCCAUCCAAACUUCCGAGAGCUGGUGUUGCGCCAAGCCCCGCCGGCCCGCCUCCUCAGGGACCGACGCCGGCUAAACCUACCGUUGAGACUUCUGCCGUCGGGCGGGCCCGAGGAGCUUCCGCAGAUCGUGCCGGAUCAUCUGGCUCUCCACAGACAACCAUGGCGCCUCAGGUCGCAGGCAUCGCUGGCGAGGUUGAUACAGCAAUUGUCAACGGACGACGAACCCCAACGCAGGCGUCGGCCGUUGUACAACCAGCACGAACUGGGUCCAGACAGGAAUCAUCGGCCAGUGACACGGGCAAGGUCCAUCAGCGAGGCCACCGUCAGCUGCAAGGCUCGAUAGACAGCUCCGCUGAAUCUGGGGUUCGGGCUAUUCGACCCUCAUCACCGCCGCCACCUGCAAGACAGACGAGUAAUCCUCUGUCUCGACGUUCUUCCGGCAGAAACUCCCAGACUGUUGCUCUCCUCAAAGAAUUAGAUUCGUCUAGAAACAGAAAUGCUUGGUACGCUUCUGAGCUAGAGUUGGCGCGAAAGUCUGGAUAUGUGUCAAGUACCGCCAUGGCCCCUCUCGAUGCCAAGGCCGCCGAAACCUUUGACGACGAUGACCGACCACUAAUCGAGGCUCUGCUGGCUAUGAGGACGGAACUGGCAAAUGUGCAGAGCGCAGUAGACAAGCAAGCUAUAGUGGCCGCCAAGCAGAUUGCCGAGGCAGAAAAACAACGCGACGCAGCCAUCCAGGAAGCCGUCUACGCCAAAGCAAAAUUGGCGGCGUAUUCUGGGGGAAGCUCGUCGAGUACGCCUCAACUGGAUGGCGACCGAGACGAGCCGGCAGACCGUUCUGGUGAGAUGGGCAAGAAGCUUGCAACGGCACUGCACCUCCACAGGGAUCUGAAGCAACAAGUGGAAAGUCUCAAGGCUGAAUUGUUGGCGGAGAAAAACGCUCGCCAGCUAGCUGACGAUACCACCUCCGCAGCCCAGAAGCGUAUGGCCGACCUCGAGAGCUAUAGGCAGCAAACAUCAACAGAGGUUGAGCGGCUCAAGGCGGAACUACAUAUCGCGCAGCGAGAGGCUCGAGCGCAGUCUGUCGCUUGUGCAGAAGCUGUAGCGAAUUUGGAGCUGAUCAAGGUAGAAAGAGGCGAGUUCGAAUCCAAAUACAACGAGGCCGUUGGCGCAUCGAGGGACCACAUCGUAACCUUCGAGUCGCUGAGAAGCGCCAUUGCUGCCUCACAAGACGCUAGAUCACACCUGGAGACGAAGCUUGAGGAGGAAAGACUGGCUCGUGAAACCGUCGAGGAAAAGCUCCACAAGUUGAAAAUGGACCACGAAGCUUGCACAACGGAACUGGUGGCAUCAACGCAACGAUUACGUGAUGCUGAAGAACUGGCCGAGAAGCAUGCAAAUGAAGCCCGAACCCAUCGGGAGGCACUGCUCUCUGGCAUCGGUAAGAUCACAACCAGAGACUUGGCAGACGGAGGCCAGGGGAACAGUGAACGCGUCGUCGCUUUGCAGAACCAACUUGCUACUGCCAACGAGCUGGUGAGGAAGUAUCAGCAAGAGGCCGACACCGCAGCCGACAAAUUACGUAGCGCCGAGGAGCGAAUCGCAGGGCUUGAACAGUAUCAGGAGCAGUCAAGCAGGGAGGGUGUGGCCAUAAGAAAACAACUCCAGUCGGCCUUGAGGGAGACACAGAGCCUGCAAGCUGGUCAUAGCGAUUUGAAGAACAAGCUUGCGGCCCAGCAACUCGAGACCAACGCAAUGACUGUGCAGCACAAUACUCUGAAGGACAUCCUGGCGGAACGGGGGAUUAGUCCGACUGGCGCUGUCCGCAGUCGUGGUCUGACAAGUACCCCGACUAACUCUUCGAGCGAGCAAAACCGCGUGCGAGACUUGGAGGCGCAGCUUGCCAACGCCACAGCGGCCCACGAAGAGAGCAGACAACAAUUUGCAUCGCAGCAACAGGAGUCGGAGAUUGCUUACCGCGAUAAAGUCCAACAACUCGAGAGCGACUACCAAUCGGCGGUUCAUUACGUCAAGGGAACGGAAAAAAUGCUGAAGCAGCUCAAAGACCAACUGACUCGUUACAAGAACGAUAAUGGACGCCUCAAGUCGCAAAUCGACGAGCUGCAAGGUCGACUGGAGGAAGCCGAGGUUGAUGGACAGCGAUCAGGGUCGCCGACGGCGGACUGGCAAGCAGAGCGAGACUCUCUGCAUGAUAGAAUUGAGGCCCUCGAGGCGGAACUGAAGUCUUCUGAAUCUAAGCUGGAGCAGAGACUUGAAGUGAUGAAGAAGGAGCUGGCCGACAGUAAGAAGCAACACGACGAAGCUAUCGGGGAUCUUGACGCGCACAAGAAGGAUCUAGAACAACUGCAAUCAGAGAACACACUUCUUCAACAGCGGACCAAUGACGCGGAGCAAAAGGUGGCUCUCCUACUUGACCAGGUCGAGCACUCGGUGGACAACUAUCGACGGCGCAGUCGGCAAAUUCCCAGCACGGCUGCUGUGGAAAACACGAAUGGCGAAGGCUCUCACGGUCAUAGUCGCAAUGAGAGCUCCGAAAACGGGAGCGCAUAUGAGGGUAACAAUCUAGAUGCUAGAAACAGCGCGGCACUCGACAACCUUGCCAGCGAGCUUGAAACUCUGCGGAGUCACUGGGAAGCUACUAACAAGAACUACCGGUUGAGCACCAAUUUCGACUUUGACACUCCCCCGGUCGGGAAGAAGGAGGAUGAGGGCUCGACAAAUGCCGAACUGAGUGAGAGUCUAGCCGACUGGAGGAAGAGACUCGACACCGAAGACCAGCACGCCGGCAGUGACAAGGCUUAG
Metarhizium album ARSEF 1941 is the source of this 4371-nucleotide messenger RNA. RefSeq names its product Kelch-type beta propeller. The coding region runs from base 1 to 4371 and encodes 1456 amino acids. Gene Ontology annotation, molecular function: protein binding. NCBI's taxonomy places the organism in Eukaryota, Fungi, Ascomycota, Sordariomycetes, Hypocreales, Clavicipitaceae. The record is from RefSeq and is a predicted model, not a curated record. The transcript is spliced from 4 exons. Gene Ontology annotation, biological process: regulation of cell shape.